AAUAAAAUGAAAAGAUAAACAAAACACAAUCAUAUAUUAAAGCAGAUAAAUGUAAUAUGUUUUAAAAACUUUCGAAACAACACCUACACGUAUAUGCACGCAGAGAGAUUAAUAGAAAGCCACAAACACACAUUCGAUUCAAUAAUGAAAGUACAUUAAAAAAAAAAACACUAAACCAAAAAAUUUCGACGAGCCCUAUACUUAAACUGAAACUUAAACUGAACAAACUCUUAACAAUCAGUCUUGAAUUUAUAUAUUUCAACACGUGUUUGCAUCAAUAUUUUCAUUUAAUCUAAGCUCGUACGAAAUUAAACUCGGCUAUAAUUCAAAGUCUAUCCUUUGAUAUAUGAAAGCAUUUUUAUUUGGUUACGGAUUUUUACUUGCAUCAUUCUCUUUUUCCUGUUCCUAUUCCUGUUCCUGUUCCUGUUCCUGUUUACUUUCACUUUUUGCCAUUAAGUUUCGUAAUAUUUAUCCGUUAAUAUGCCCCGCUGUUUAAUGGCAAAAAAAUGGAAAGCCUAUCCUUGGCCAGAUCGUGCUGAGGAGAAAAUUAAUACCAGCCCAAUUAUUAACACUGGCACUGCUAACAACGUCAACGGUAGUAGUAGUAAUUCUGGUUUAACUUCUACUGCAAUCAGUGACUCGGCAACGGAGUUAACUGGACAAGUGCUUGAGAAAAAGGAAUCCAUUAAUGAAUUGAAUAGUCGUCACGAUGUUGUCGAUGAAGACGAAGAAAUUGAUGUGGUCGGGGACAACGUCUUAAACAAUUCACUUUCAUCUGCGAUCACUACUGCUAACGCAACGGUGAUAAUAAAAUCAAGCGAUUUAAAAACAACAACAGAUCAUAAUAACGGUAAUAAGCCUACGGCUACCUGCUGGGGUCCAUCGUCGCCAACGGCAGGCGCAACAGCCCCCAGUCCGCCACCACAUUCCCCAGAAGCAGCAACUCGAGGUUCAACUACAUUGUAUAACGGUUAUGGUCACGACGUUUCAUCUUUACAUUACACUGCGUACCUGCCCCGCUUGGAGAACGAAGUAACCGUGAUAACCAGUACAUCCAGCAUGCAACAGCAUCCAACACACUUUACUAGUUAUCACAAUACCGCAACACCUUCCUCUCCUUUAAACAAUCACAGCGUUAACCACAACAUCAAUAACAAUAGCAGCAACAGUAGUACGCAAUCGCCUUCUUCGUCGCCUCAUUCAAGUCGUAGUAGCUUUACAAAUGAACGUCUUAGUCCGCCCAUAAUACGCAUUAAAUCCGAACAUAGCUUAGGGGAUGAUGUCGAUUCGAAUGGCAGUAAUGGCAGUAGCACAGAGACGCGUAAAUGCUACAGCAGCACGGGGGCGGCUUUAUCACUGCCCCCGAAGAAGAAAGAUAUCUACCGGCCAUAUUCUUUGGACGACAGACCCAGCAUUGAGCGAGUAAGGUUGCGUGUGCCUGCAGAAGAAGAUUUGCAUGCAGCACAUGCCAUACUGGAUUUGAGUGCUUCUACCGCUUUUCAUCCGCCCACGCAACCACAUCAAUUACAUCAGACACACCAGCACCAUAUCACCGCCACAAACUCUAGCGCCUCGCAUCAUCAGCCUUUACAUAACUUGCAUCACAUAACGCAUGCCAUCCAAUUGCAGCAACAACAACCACAACCACAACCACACCAUCAAUUACAAAAAACCUCUAUAAUAGUACAACAACAGCAACCGUUAACACAACACAAUAGUCCAUCUAUAGCGGACUUGGCGGCUGCAGCUAGCGUUGCCAACGAACAACGUCCAAAAUCAAAUUGCUCGCAGCACAGCUUGCAAAGCAAUUCGGAUUCGGAAAGACAUCCGAGCUCACCAACUAGCAUGGUACAAAAUGAGAAUAACAACACAACUAAUCAAUUUCCCAAAACCGUUGCCACUGGCACCAAGACCGUGGCCUAUACCUAUGAAGCUUUCUUUGUUAGCGACGGCCGUUCGAAGCGCAAGAAUAUUACUGAUCCGGCUGUCGCCAUGCAACAAGAACAGCAAAAGGCCAAAUAUACAUGUAGUGAAUGCGGUAAACAAUAUGCGACUUCUAGUAAUCUAUCACGUCACAAACAGACUCAUCGCUCACUCGACUCGCAGUCAGCUAAAAAGUGUCAUACUUGUGGUAAGGCGUACGUAUCAAUGCCCGCCUUAGCCAUGCAUGUAUUGACACAUAAACUAUCGCAUAGCUGCGGAGUAUGUGGCAAACUUUUCUCUCGUCCAUGGUUAUUGCAAGGUCAUUUACGUUCUCAUACAGGUGAGAAACCUUACGGUUGCGCUCAUUGCGGCAAAGCAUUUGCUGAUCGUUCGAAUUUGCGUGCCCAUAUGCAAACUCAUUCCGUUGAUAAGAAUUUCGAGUGUAAACGCUGUCACAAAACCUUCGCUUUAAAAUCGUACCUCAACAAACAUUUGGAGUCGGCUUGUCUAAAAGAUGAGGCGGAUAUGCAAUUCGAUACCAGUACCAGUGAUAGCGGCGGCAUGACUUCACCUACACCUACAGAAGAUUAUAACCCUCCCAACUAUGCAACGCAAGCACAAAACGUAUUGAAAAUCUCGCAUAUACCACAACCAGUACCGGCAGCAGCUAUUGUCAAGGUAGAGGCUACCUUUGCGGGUUGAGAGUAUUUUCAACACGCUACUCUUUUUGUAAGUAAGUAACAAUAAUUGAUGUAAUAUUAGCAGUAUAAUAAUAAAGCAGCAUAACAAUAAUAACAACAAUAUAUUAACAAGUGGAAAAAGACGAGAACACACACAAAAGAAAAUAAAAACAAAAAUAAGAAUAAUCAAUGCGAAAAAGAUUACGAUUUUGAGUUUUUUCAUGCAAAAAAACAAUUGACAAUAUGUGUGUACAUAAAGAGUUUUUCAUUUCAUUACUCGUAACAACAUAAU
Messenger RNA from Glossina fuscipes, 2895 nucleotides. RefSeq names its product zinc finger and SCAN domain-containing protein 31. The record is from RefSeq and is a predicted model, not a curated record. Gene Ontology annotation, molecular function: DNA-binding transcription factor activity, RNA polymerase II-specific; RNA polymerase II cis-regulatory region sequence-specific DNA binding. NCBI's taxonomy places the organism in Eukaryota, Metazoa, Arthropoda, Insecta, Diptera, Glossinidae. Gene Ontology annotation, biological process: regulation of DNA-templated transcription. The transcript has 3 exons. The coding region runs from base 481 to 2625 and encodes 714 amino acids.